This is a messenger RNA of Lactuca virosa, 1089 nucleotides long. Lineage: Eukaryota; Viridiplantae; Streptophyta; Magnoliopsida; Asterales; Asteraceae. The record is from the annotation of a GenBank genome assembly.
AUGCAAAAUUAUGACCUAUCUUUUUUAUUGUCUAACAAAUCUGAUGCAACUGCAGCUAAUUCUUCUCCUGCACUCUCUCUAUCGGUGCAUAUUCACUGUUCACCACAGUCUACUUCUACAACGGUUCAAACUAAGCAAACUUCAACCAUCAUCGAUCCAGAUGUGUCCACACCAAAUACUCCUUCAACACCGAUGACACCAUCAUCUCCCAUCGUAGGUACACCAACUUAUGCAUACAGUUCACCAACUCCUCCACCUGUCGAUGCACCAUCAACGAAUCUAAUUGAUCAGGGUACCACAGUUGUCUCUACUCCUGGUGUUACCACCAAAAUUCGUGUUGUACAAGUUUUUCCUUGCAAAUUCACUGAUGACACUGUCUGGUAUGAUCCAACAAAGCGUUCCUUCACCGCUGCAACUAUACAGUCAUAUCGCUUGGCUUUAUCUGAUCCAGCUUGGCGAAUAGCCAUGGAGUCCGAAUUUGUUGCACUUCAACAAAACAAUACAUGGGUUCUCGUACCACGUCCCGCUGGAAUUGAAGUACUUCACAAUUCAGGGGGAAUCACGUUAAUGCAACACAAGUAUGCCACUGAUUUGUUACAAAGAGCUAACAUGCAGAAUUGUAAAAGCAUUUCAACUCCCAUGUCAGUAACAUAUAAGCUUGCUCUCAACCUUGGCACGUCUCUCAAUGAUGAAUAUACCUUUAAAUAUAGAAGUGUGUUUGGUGGCUUACAAUAUCUUGCAUUAACAAGGCCUGAUAUUGCUUUUCCUGUCAAUAAGGUGUGUCAAUAUCUUUCUAAACCCACUAAUGUUCAUUGGGAGGCGGUAAAGCGAAUCGUACGAUUUGUCAAAGGCACAAUAACUACCAGGCUCAGAAUUCGAAAGUCACCCCCUACAUCGUUGAGUGUGUUCACUAAUGUAGAUUGGGCAUGGUAUCUAGAUUAUCGAAGGUCCACCGGAGGUUUUGUAGUAUUUCUAGGACCUAAUUUGGUCUCAUGGAGUUCACGGAAGCAACCCAUUGUGUCUAGGUCAAGCACGGAAUCCGAGUAUAAAGUUUUAGCAAAUGGUAUAGCAGAAGCUACUUGGAUAUAG